UUACGGUAAAGUGGGCGGGGCUUGGGUUCAACCCGGACGUUUACUAGUGUGCGGUGUGUUUACACAUGUUUUCAUGAUCUCACGUGUUGUACUAAGUUGUUGUUAUAAUAUAUUAUUAUCAUGUCCUCGAAGAAAAGUAAGAACAAACCCAAGCGGAGCAGCGAGGGGGACAGCUCCAACGACUCGUUUAUUCUCCAGAACCCGAGAGACGUCCACUCCUUCUCAGUGCAGGACUUCAUUGAUAAAGCAGACGACAGGACCCCCAGCAGGGCCAGGUGGGCUCUGGCUCAGGUGAGUCUGGGGUCCAUGAAGGCGACCGGCCUCUGCAUCGGCCGGCCGGCUCUGCUGACCACCGCCGCCGGACGCCAGGAGGUGUGUCUGGCCUGGCCUGUGGCCUCCUUCCCAGCUGCCAGGGUCGGCCUCCAGCGCAAUAUCCAGACCAGCCUGGGAGUGAAGCCUGGAGAUGGAUUAACGAUCUACCCAGUGACGGGGCCCCUGCUGCAGGCUCAGGAGGUGGUGCUGUCCCCCCGGCAGAAAGAUGAAACACUUGAAACAGAAGAGUUUAAGAACUAUUUUCUGCAGUCUUUGGAGGGCCGGGUGCUGCUCCCGGGCUCCCAGCUGUCCCUGACGUACUACGGCCGCGCCUGCAGCCUGCGCGUGGAGGAGGUGCGAGGGGAGGACGGAGCGCUGCUGCGGGGGCCCGCCGCCGCGGCCCCUGGGCCCGACGCUGAGGACGGGGCCCCCGCGGACCCCUCGCUCCUGGGCUGCCCCUCCUCGGACCUCUCCCUGCAGCUCAGCCUGCUCACCGUGGAGGAGCAGCAGGAGGAGGCGCGCCCCCCCGUGGUCAGCACCCCGCUGCGACACACCGCCCUCCCCCGCGACCCUCUGUCACCUGUCAGUCAUCCUCCAAGACCCGCCCUCCUCCUCUCCCCCGGCGACCCCUCGACCCCCCUCCUCUCCCCCUUCACCCCCUCCCCCCGGCUCCCCUCCUCUGGGGGGGAGGGGUGCGAGACCCCCCCGGGUCCAGGGUUCCCCCAGAGCCCCCUGCAGGCGGGCACCCCCCCUCUGGCGCCCCCUGGUGGCGUGCAGAGCUCCGACGCCUUCUACCGCGUCUCCGGCGACACCGCCAUCGUCUUCAGGGACAGGAAGCAGCGAGGCGCGGCGGGGGAGGGGCCGGAAGCGGGGCAGGAAGCCCCCCAGGCCAACAAGGUCACCUACAGUAUGAUUGGCGGGCUGAGCAGCCAACUGGAGGCGAUCCGGGAGACCAUCGAGCUGCCACUCACACGGCCCGAGCUGUUCUCAAACUACGGUAUCCCGCCCCCAAGAGGAGUCCUCCUGUACGGGCCUCCGGGCACUGGGAAGACUAUGAUUGGACGAGCCAUAGCCAAUGAGAUCGGAGCCCACAUGACCGUCAUCAAUGGCCCGGAGAUCAUCAGCAAGUUCUACGGGGAGACAGAGGAGCGGCUCAGACAGAUCUUCACCGAGGCGUCUCAGAGGAAGCCAGCGAUCAUCUUCAUCGACGAGCUGGACGCUCUGUGCCCCAAGAGAGACGGAGCCCAGAGCGAGGUGGAGAAGAGGGUGGUGGCCUCCCUGCUGACCCUCAUGGACGGCAUCGGAUCAGAAGCUCACUCUGGACAGGUGCUGGUCCUGGGAGCCACCAACCGGCCCCACGCCCUGGACCCCGCCCUGAGGCGGCCCGGGCGAUUUGAUAGGGAGCUGGAGGUGGGGGUCCCCAGCGCCGCCGACCGCCUCGACAUCCUCCGGAAGCUUCUGACCGCUGUCCCCCAUGAGGUCGACGCCCACGACCUCGCCCGGGUCUCUGACUCCGCCCACGGAUACGUCGGAGCCGACCUAUCGGCCGUCUGCAAGGAGGCAGGCGAGUUCCCCGUACAUCACCACAUGAAAACAUAAUCAAGAUGUUUAGUAACUGGUACAUACCGGUUCUGAAUUCACAACACAAUGUUAAUAAACCACUAAAAACUAGUUCUGAAUACACAAUACAAUGUUUAUUAAUCUGUACAAACCAGUUCUGAAUCCAAAAUACGAUGUUAAUAAACCAGUAAAAACUAGUUCUGAAUACACAAUGUGAUGUUUAUCAACCGCUACAAUUCAGUUCUGAAUACACAAUACGAUGCU
This is a messenger RNA of Gadus macrocephalus (Pacific cod), 2136 nucleotides long. It is a transcript of the gene afg2a, whose product is annotated as AFG2 AAA ATPase homolog A. Gene Ontology annotation, biological process: retrograde protein transport, ER to cytosol; mitotic spindle disassembly; autophagosome maturation. NCBI's taxonomy places the organism in Eukaryota, Metazoa, Chordata, Actinopteri, Gadiformes, Gadidae. The coding region runs from base 121 to 1911 and encodes 596 amino acids. Gene Ontology annotation, molecular function: polyubiquitin modification-dependent protein binding; ATP binding; ATP hydrolysis activity. The record is from RefSeq and is a predicted model, not a curated record. Gene Ontology annotation, cellular component: cytosol; nucleus; VCP-NPL4-UFD1 AAA ATPase complex. The transcript has 10 exons.